AUGGUUCUGCGUUAUCCGGCUUAUUCCGGUUAUUCCUGUUAACAGCUAGUCAGCGACGGUGGAAGUCACAGCGACAGUUGAAGCUUUAAACCGUAUAUAACUUUUAUCUUGGGUUUUUUUUUCGAGGAUUUACUCUGUUUCUUCAGGUACGACAAUGACCAACGAAGAUAUGGUUAAAACCCAGCAGAGUCGUCUUGGCGAGGGAAUGCGUCUGGUUUUUGACCAGGAAUCCUCAGUGAUGUCCAGAUCUUCACGGAGCAGCAGCAGCAGCAGUAGUAGUAGUAGUAGUAGUGAUAGUGAUAGUUCCUACUCCAGCGGUGAUCGAAGUAGAUCCCCGUCUGUGUCGCGCAGGUCACGGAGACGACACCGCCACGGAUCACGCUACUCUUCGUCUUCAAGCAGCAGCUCCCACUCUCGUUCACGUUCUCGUCCGCGCUGCUGCCGAGCUUCAGGUCGUUCCCGUUGCCGUCGUCAUCGCCAUCGAUCUUGCUCUUGCAGCCCCUAUCCCAGGCGCUCAUCCCGUUACGGGCGAGGAAGAUACUCGCGCUCUAUCAGCCGCUCUUCUUCCCGGGAACGUUAUUACAGGAGGUCAAGGAGGUCCCGCUCUCGCUCCUCAAGCUACAGGAGAACAAGAGGUGCCUACAUUGGCAAGUUCAGGUGCCGAUUCUCCCCUUCACCCGUGAGGAGAUAUUACAGGCGCGGGUCGAAAUCUCCAGAGCGGUCCGUUCGGCUUAGUCAGAAAGACAAAAUGGAUCUUCUGAACAUUGCCAGAGAGAAUGCAUCGAAGAUUCUGGGAGUAGAGGUGGUGACGCUGCCUGCCAGCGUGAGGUGUAUUGAGGAACAAGUGGAAAAGACGUUAGGGUCCGACACAGAGAAAAGGGUGAGAGCAGCCCCGGUGCCGCCGCAGGAUGAAGGCAAGGCAGAUGUUGAGAUUUCUAGAACAUCUCCAGCAAGAAAAACUAUUAACUUCAGUAUCAGUAACGCUGUCGCCAAGCCAUCAAGCAGCCCGACGCUUCACGUUACAGAGAGUAAGGUAACGUCCAGAGCAGACCGUGUGGGGAACAGGAUGCCAUACGGACAGUGGAUCCCUGUCAAGUCGGUUUCCACUAAAAAGCGCUGAUCCUCUAGUGGUGGAGUUUAUUAGUGCUGUGUAAAUAGACUGUGUAUAUACUGUAAAUAGUCUUUUCAUAUGGGGAGGAAAUGUGAAAAUAGUGGAUUCAUCAGGCGUGUUUUGUUUCAGAUGUAAAGUGGUUUAAUUUGGAAGAAGACGAGUGGAUAUCAAACAGGUGGGAGGUUUUGUGUGGUUUUUUUUCUGUGCUAUAAAUAGUUUCUAAAGUGAAAUGAAGUGAAGAAAACUGUACAAAUGAGACAUUAAACUAUUAAAUUCAA
This is a messenger RNA of Ictalurus furcatus (blue catfish), 1389 nucleotides long. RefSeq names its product arginine/serine-rich protein 1 (gene rsrp1). Lineage: Eukaryota; Metazoa; Chordata; Actinopteri; Siluriformes; Ictaluridae. The record is from RefSeq and is a predicted model, not a curated record. Bases 155 to 1120 code for a protein of 321 amino acids. The transcript is spliced from 5 exons.